Molecule: messenger RNA, 1986 nt
Organism: Ochlerotatus camptorhynchus
Lineage: Eukaryota; Metazoa; Arthropoda; Insecta; Diptera; Culicidae
Gene: geko
Product: geko
Exons: 3
Coding region: 535-1203 (222 amino acids)
Source: RefSeq, a predicted model, not a curated record
UUGUUGUUAGAUGAUCGCGGCCAGCUCUCGCCACUUCGGUCAUCGAUCUGUACGAUUGUUUGUCUCAAAAGAACAGCAUCUCACUACCUGACGCAAUCCGAACCAGGUACAUGCAGCAUCAUCUUCGGUAGUGAAGGUUUUUUUUUUUCGAUCGUCUUUCUUUUAGUUUGUUUCACGGUGCAAGAAGAAUCGAAGUGAGCAAUUAGAUAGUGAACAGUUGCACUUGUUGGAACGUAGAGCAAGGUGAACCGAUUUCGUGUGAAUGUGUGAAGGAAAUUGAAUCCAGUUUUGUUGAACCGAACUGCCAUGGAUCGGUGAUUGUAGCGCAACGAAGGCUGGCUCAGUUCUCCGGUUUAAGUGAGACGUUGUGUGCUCAAGAGCAAUCCGAUCUAGAUCAGUUGGAGAGGUAUCGAGAUCAAGGAGUUCAAGCGAAAAGUGUUCAUUACAGCCGACUACGAGAUUGCAUUAAUUCAUAGAAAUCAUUGGAGAUAUCCGAAUCUAGUGAUCGCGUGUUAGAUUGAGAGGGCGGAAACCAUGGAAGUUGCCUGGCGGUUUAGAAUUAUUUUUGCAAUGGCUUUUGCUGUCAUCAUAUUCGGCGAUCUGCUCGGCUAUGGAGGGGCAAAGAAAGAUCCGAAAGAUAAGUCACUGCUAUCGGGGCUGUCGACCGGUUUCGGAAGUGCAAGUGCUCACAUGGAAGCCACAGCCAGAUCCAGUCGGGAGAAUGAGAUCGCCUCCACCGAAAGUGAAACCCCGCUAGCUCCACGGCCCUACCCUAGCAGUAGCAGCAGCAGCAGCAGAAGCAGUAGCAGUAGCGAAAGCGACAACACCAGCGGUGUAAGCAGCACACUGUCCGCCUCCGCCGCCAACAGCCAGACGGUAGACCUGGCCUCCCACAAGGAACAACUGAAGAAUUCCCUCCGGGAAGCGUGCCUUCCGAAGCUGCUCUGCGAGAUGGCUGCCAAACCCAACUACUCGCUGAAUGUACGCGAGAAGGACCUGCUCUCACUGAUACGGUCCACGACGUUAUCGCUGACGAUGGCAGUGAGCCCUACCAAGUGGCACUUUGCAGCGCACAUGGGUCAACUGUUGCGGGACGCCGGCGACAGUCUGGUUACCCCGAUGGGCUGCUCGCACCUGUGGCCAAGCUGUCCGUACAGUUCGAAAAAGUUGCUCAAACUCACCAACGUGGUCCAGCUGAAAUGAUUGCCCGAGUACCGCUGCGGGAUUUUUCAACUACGGAAGUGGUCGGGGGCAAGCGUUCACAUUGUCGUGAAGAAGUCCUCCCUCAGCACUCUAUUUACUCAUUUUCUAGUAGCCAACCACCAACCACCACCCGCCAGCCUGCCAAAUCCGAGCCAUACAUCACCGGCGAUGCUUCUAAAAUACGAACUGCAAAUAUUUGAAGCCACAGCUCGGGGGCCAAUGUUUGCACAGUCGUCAUCAUCGGUGUGCCGGUGGUGACAUUCCCAUAACCGCCGCCGCCGACGUCGUGGCUUUGUUUUAAGCUGUUUUAGGUAGAACUGUUCAAGCCGAGAUCACGCUGACUAAUUUUCUCGAUUCAAAAUUGAAGAACCUGGGUGAAUGAUUUUACAACAAUGUAAGAUGUGUGAUAACUGUGUAUGUGUGCAAUUGAAUGCCUGUAACUGCGUAUGAUAUUGUUUUAGCCUGUUGCAGCGUAUGCUAAUGUGAUUUUAUACACUAACUGUAUAUACUAGAAUUAAUUAUGUGGCAAUAAUUGUACUGUUAGGUGCAGAAAAAAAAAAUCCAAAAUGAAAUGAAUUAAUAAAGCAUUGUAAAUAAACACAAAUUAAACGUCGUUUGACAUCUAUAAAAAAUCUGUUAAUGCACCCGUCGUGAACCAUUCUCUGUGAAUUAUGUUAAUAUUUAAUGCAAUUUGAAUUUGCGGUUCGUAAUUGAGUGACAUAAACGAUUGCUUUGUUGAAUUAUGCUUGUAUUUAAAUGAGUGCUGUAAACAUUUGAAGAUAA